This is a messenger RNA of Syngnathus acus (greater pipefish), 1653 nucleotides long. RefSeq names its product solute carrier family 17 member 5 (gene slc17a5). Gene Ontology annotation, molecular function: transmembrane transporter activity. The transcript is spliced from 10 exons. Bases 114 to 1601 code for a protein of 495 amino acids. The record is from RefSeq and is a predicted model, not a curated record. Gene Ontology annotation, biological process: transmembrane transport; monoatomic anion transport. NCBI's taxonomy places the organism in Eukaryota, Metazoa, Chordata, Actinopteri, Syngnathiformes, Syngnathidae.
GUGAAUGGGCGGAGCCUUUAGAUCGAUUUCCUGUUUGUGGCGGCGGUACAGAUGGAUUUCGUUGCUUUUCAGCGUCGAUAGCUGGACAUGGUUGUUCCAUAGUAGUGACCCAAAUGGAUUCACACGGCUCGGACACGGAGGACGAGGCCCAGCAGCAGAAACCUCUUCUUCACCGCAGACACGAGGACAACAUUCAGCGGGCUCCAGCAUGCUUUUCUGCACGCUAUGGCCUGGCCCUGUUGUCGUGUUUCGGCUUCUUCGUUGUCUACGCCCUGCGGGUCAACCUGAGUGUGGCCAUGGUGGACAUGCUCAACAGCACCCACCAAGCACACCCCAACCACAGCAGUUCUGUGUGUCCCCCCCACCAAAGCCCGGCACGCCCUAAACACAACCAAACUGCCAGGGUGUACAACUGGGAGACAGAGACGCAAGGCUGGAUCCUGGGCUCGUUCUUCUACGGUUACAUCCUGACCCAGAUCCCCGGGGGCUACCUGGCGGGCCGUUUGGGGGCCAAAUGGUUGCUGGGUUUGGGCAUCCUGGGGACGGUGGUGUUCACUCUGCUCACCCCCUUGGCGGCUGACCUGGGUGCCGGCUACCUCAUCGCCGUCAGGGUCCUGGAAGGUGUCGGGGAGGGUGUCUCCUUCCCUGCUAUGUACAGCAUGUGGGCAGCGUGGGCGCCGCCCCUGGAAAGGAGUCGUCUUCUCACCACCUCCUACAUCGGAAUCCAGAUCGGGACAGUGGUGUCUCUCCCGCUGUCAGGUGAAAUCUGUUUCUACCUGGACUGGACCUACGUCUUCUACAUCUUUGGUGCAGUGGGCCUCUUGUGGUUUGUGCUGUGGACAUUCCUGGCCUACGACAGCCCAGACACUCACCCGUGGAUCUCGGAGCGUGAGCGAGUCUACAUCACAAGCUCACUUAAGAAGGAGCUGUCGCCACCGGGAGGACACAUCCCCUGGCGAGCCAUCGUGACGUCACGCCCACUGCUGGCCAUCGUGGUGGCUCACUUCUCAUACAACUGGACCUUCUACACCCUCCUCACCCUGCUGCCCACCUAUAUGAACGACGUACUGGGCUUCAGCAUACAGCAGAACGGCUGGUUGUCGGCGCUGCCUUACCUGGGCUGCGGUGUGUUGGCCAUACUGAGCGGUCAGCUGGCCGACUACCUGCAAGAAAGGUGCCGUUACCCCACCGUCACGGUCCGGAAGUGCUUCUCCCUCGUUGGUAUGAUCGGACCGGCAGUCUUCCUGGUGGCGGCGGGUUACACGGGAUGCAACUACACCUUGGCGUUGACUUUCCUCACCAUCUCCUCUUCGCUGGGCGGAGUGUCGGCGUCCGGCUUCAACAUCAACCAUUUGGAUAUUGCUCCUUCGUACGCGGGCAUCCUGCUGGGCAUCACCAACACCUUCGCAACCAUUCCUGGCAUGGUGGGACCCGUCAUUGCAAGAAGCCUCACUGUAAAUAACACAAUGGAAGAAUGGCAGACGGUCUUCUACAUCGCGGCAGCCAUCAAUGUUUUCGGUGCCACCUUCUACAGCAUCUUCGGACGAGGCAACGUGCAGCCCUGGGCCAUCCACACCGACUCUGACACCUUCGCAGACUAAGACCAAAGCCCGCUUCUAGAAGAAAAAAAACGAAACCUCUUCGACAAACCAU